Molecule: messenger RNA, 604 nt
Organism: Chara braunii
Lineage: Eukaryota; Viridiplantae; Streptophyta; Charophyceae; Charales; Characeae
Source: the annotation of a GenBank genome assembly
UGGGGACUUUUUUGUUGCUGUCAACUUGUCAAUGAUUUGGCUGUUCUGUGGGUGGCAGGCUGCUCGCCACGAGUACCUGCAACUAAGAGAGGAGCAGGCGUUCAAGCUUUGUCUGAAGCAUUUGCGGCAGUGUAAUUAUGAUGCCUUUGCCGCAUUGCAGAAGCACAAGGGGGGGCUGCAACUUGAGGAUGAGUUGCUUGCUCAACUCCAUAAUCUGUUGGUUCUGCAGGGCGAUGACAAAGCGACAGAGAGGGUGCUUAGACGAGCGGGAGAGGAUGGUUUGUUUGAGGAGUACGUGUUAAACAGUAGUUAUAAACCAGUCUGGUCCAGAGUUGUUCCGGAACAGACCGAUUGCCAGAGACCUGGAAUGCGAGGCGGACAUCAGAUGUGCAUUGAUCCAGAAGAAGGGAAAAUCUACUUGAUUGGUGGGUGGGAUGGCGAAAAGGACCUCUCUGAUUUUUGGGUUUUUGAGAUUGCAACCAGUUCGUGGAGGCUACUUUCUGAGGACACAGCGCAAGAUGGUGGACCCGGCCCGAGAUCCUGCCAUAAGGUGAGGUGAGGAUCAAGUCGAUUGUUUUUGCAACCAAAGCCAAAUACCAAAUGG